Messenger RNA from Closterium sp. Naga37s-1, 1356 nucleotides. The record is from the annotation of a GenBank genome assembly. Lineage: Eukaryota; Viridiplantae; Streptophyta; Zygnematophyceae; Desmidiales; Closteriaceae.
AUGGAUUUGACAUCGCCCAUCCGUCUCGCCAGUGGCACCUCCAUUCCCCGCCUCGCCUUGGGCACAUUCAAGGCCAAAGGGGGGGAGGUGAAGGAGGCGGUUAAAGCAGCACUGGCAGCUGGAUACAGGCAUAUAGACACCGCAUCAGUGUACAAGAAUGAAGCGGAAAUCGGGGAGGCUAUUAGGGAGUACGGCAUUGCAAGGGAGGAGGUGUUUAUCACGUCCAAGGCCUCGCCCUACGAGCAUGGGUUCCAGCAGGCUCUAGCAGCGUGUGCAGCGUCCUUGGAGCGCCUGCAAACAGACUACCUGGACCUCUACCUGCUGCACUGGCCCGGAGUGGCAAAGCUAGAUAGAGCAUCUGAGAAGAAUGCAGAGAUUCGGCUGGAGUCUUGGCGCGCUCUGGAGCAGCUUCAGAGGGAAGGUAAAUGCCGCGCCAUUGGAGUCAGCAACUUCACUGCCGCCCAUCUCGACCACUUAAUGACAAACUCUGCCGCCCCGCCAGCUGUCAACCAGGUGGAGGUGCACCCGCUACUGACUCAGCAGCCUCUGCGGGCCUACUGUGCUGAGCGUGGCAUCUGUGUGGCAGCUUAUUCCCCCCUGGGGUGUGGCCAGACGAGAAGCGGCGGACCGAAUGCUUCGAUCAGAAGCGAGCUCGAAUACACUCAUGGCGGAAACGCGGGGAUGAAGAUUGGCAUUGACCUGCUUGAGCCGGUCAAGGCGAAACAUCCACGAGUAUCAUACGCUGACAUCUACCAGCUAGCUGGCGUGAUAGCUGUUGAAGUAACCGGAGGUCCAACCAUUGCUUUUAAGCCCGGCCGAAAGGACUCCCUGGCUGUCACUCCUGACGGCAGGCUGCCAGAUGCUCAUAAAGGAUCUGCUCACCUACGAGAUAUAUUUUGCCGCAUGGGGUUCAGCGAUCAAGACAUUGUUGCAUUGAGUGGAUCACACACUCUGGGGCGUGCACAUAAGGAUCGUUCGGGUUUUGAGGGGGCAUGGACGCAGCAACCACUGAAAUUUGACAACACCUACUAUAUUGAGCUCUUGAAAGGAGACGCUACAGGACUGCUCCAGCUUCCCACGGACAAGUGCCUCGUACAGGACCCCAAGUUCCGUCCAUUUGUUGAGUUGUAUGCUAAGGACGAGGAGGCGUUUUUCAGAGACUACGCAUCUGCGCACAAGAAAAUGUCUGAGCUUGGGUGCAAGGAUACCUCUCCAGCAUUUUGGGAAACUGAUGCUGCAGCCAAGGAGACUGUUAGUGCAUCCACCAUCUUGGCCCAAAGUGCUUUUGGUGCUGUUGUCACUGCUGGAGUUCUUGUUCUGGGAUACCUGUAUGAGCUCCGGCGGAAAGCCAAGUGA